AUGAGCUGGUCCUCGCCGGAGAGCUGGGCUACCAAACUCUUAUCCGGCGAUCCCGUUGCCAUCUUCAUCGCAGUCGUGGUGGCGAUAGCCCUCCCCAUACUGGUCCAUCUGUAUCUCUACACCCAGACUGCUCGUGCCAAAGUCGUCCCAAGCUUCCUCCUUCUUGGCCCCAGUGGUGCAGGCAAGACGUCUCUUGUCUCUCUACUACAAAAGCGAUCCUCGAAUCUGGAAGAUUCCCAGGCAGAGGCUGCCGUUACCCGCAUUUCUCAAGUCUCCUCCCCCAUCAGCUUACUACUUCAGCCCUCUGUCCCUUUAGGGUCCAACAAGUACCGAUCCAACAAUGAUGUCAGCUUGAAAGACAAGAACCCAACCCCAUAUGUAAUGAUUGAUACCCCUGGUCAUGGGAAAUUGAGGUCAGAUCUGGCGUUGUCACAAAUUCAGAGUCCCGGCCUGCGCGGGGUCAUAUUCGUGGUUGACUCAAGCGGGCUGGAUGUCAGCGACUCUUCUACCUCUCGUGACACUGCUGUGUACCUCCAUGAUACAUUGCUGGCGCUGCAGAGACGAAAAACUCGUGGCAAAACCAGGACCGACAUACCCGUGCUUAUCGCGGCGAACAAGCAGGACCUUUUCACCGCUUUGCCGACAGGUGCAGUCAAGGAUCGCCUACAGGCUGAGAUUGAAAGAAAGACAUUUUAG
This is a messenger RNA of Fonsecaea erecta, 696 nucleotides long. RefSeq lists its product as hypothetical. NCBI's taxonomy places the organism in Eukaryota, Fungi, Ascomycota, Eurotiomycetes, Chaetothyriales, Herpotrichiellaceae. The transcript is spliced from 3 exons. The record is from RefSeq and is a predicted model, not a curated record. Bases 1 to 696 code for a protein of 231 amino acids.